Messenger RNA from Hydra vulgaris (swiftwater hydra), 500 nucleotides. The record is from RefSeq and is a predicted model, not a curated record. Lineage: Eukaryota; Metazoa; Cnidaria; Hydrozoa; Anthoathecata; Hydridae.
AGGCAUCAGGUGAUUUCAUGAAUUAGCAGAAAAAAUAUGUCAUUCAACUUAAAAUCUAAACGCACGACAAGUAACAAAUAAUUUCGAACGCACUCAAUUAAUUAAAUAUGCUUGUUAAUUGUUCAAUGGUUUUUAUUUUGUUGAGUCUUAUUUUAGUUGCAGAAGCAAAACCGGGAUUAGUGGACUUGAUAUUCAAAAAAUGUAAUACGGAUUCCGAUUGUGCCCAAGACGAAUGUUGUUCUACCUUACUUUUUAAUGGUAAAAGAUGCAGAUCGUUUAUUAGCGAAGGUACCAUCUGUCAAACAUUUAGCGAGGAUGUGUUAAAACGCUAUCAUAGUCGUUGUCCUUGUGAAUCUGGAACUCAUUGCUCAAGUGCGCAAUCUAUUUUGGGACUCUACAAAGUUUAUAAAUGUACGAAACUAAACUCUUAAAAAGUGUAAAUUACAAACUAUGAAUUGAUUCAUUGAUUUUCAUUUUUGAAUAAAAGUAUGUUUUUGUGA